CCGGCCGGGCAGGGCUAGGGCCAUGGUCGGGAUGGCCGCGCUGCGCUCCUGCGACACAUUCGUGGCGCUGCCGCCCGCCACUGCCGGCGCCCGUCUCAUCUUCGGCAAGAACUCGGACCGCGCGGCCGGCGAGGUGCAGGAGGUGCUGCACUGCCCCGCCGCCCACCACGCGCCGCCCGCCCGCCCGCCUCCAGUGCACCUACAUCGAGAUCGAGCAGGCGCCCCUCACGCACGCUGUGGUCCUGAGCCGUCCGGCCUGGCUGUGGGGGGCUGAAAUGGGAGCCAACGAGCAUGGGGUCUGCAUCGGGAACGAAGCCGUGUGGGGAAGAGAAGAAAUCCAGGACCAAGAAGCUCUCCUGGGCAUGGACCUCGUCAGACUUGGACUUGAAAGAGCUGAUACAGCUGAAAAGGCCCUUACUGUCAUUGCUGACUUGCUAGAAAAAUAUGGACAGGGUGGAAACUGUAUGGAGAGUCAAAUGGUAUUUACCUACCAUAAUAGCUUUUUGAUAGCUGACAGAAAGGAGGCUUGGGUAUUGGAGACUUCUGGAAAAUACUGGGCGGCAGAAAAAAUAGAAGAGGGUGUGCGGAAUAUUUCUAAUCAAUUCUCCAUAACCACCAAGAUCGAUCGGGAACACCCAGAAAUGAGAGCAUAUGCGAAGAGCAAAGGCUGGUGGGAUGGUGAAAAAGAAUUUGAUUUUGCUGCUGUGUAUUCCUACGUAAAUACAGCCACAAUGACUACGUCAAGGGGCAGAUACUGUGAAGGUUACAAGCUACUGAAUAAACACAAAGGCAAUAUAACUGCUGAAACAAUGAUGGAGAUUCUUCGAGAUAAAGAGAGUGGCAUUAAUAUGGAAGGAGGAUUUAUGACCACUGGAAGUAUGGUCUCCAUUUUACCUCAGGACUCUAGUCUACCUUGUAUUCAUUUCUUCACAGGAACCCCAGACCCUGACAGGUCUGUAUUUAAGCCUUUUAUUUUUGUGCCAAAUAUUACUCAGUUACUAAAAACCAACUCACCAACAUUUGGUGAGGAUGACCCAGUUAAAAAGAAACCACGUUUUCUGACUCAACCAGAUCGAAGACACGAACUCUAUAAAAAACAUGAACAUGCAGCUGAAGUAAUGGAAGCCUGCAAGGAGAAAGGAAAAGAGAUUCUGGAACGGAUAAGGAAGCUGGAGAAACAGAAAAUAAGUGAGAUGGAAUUGAUCCUGCAGAACAAAUACUUUGAUGUUAACCAAGCCGUGCACCUUUUUUCAGAGUGUGUAGAAGAAGAAAUCAGUGCAUAUGCCUAAGGGUACAACUCAAAUGCAGCGAAAUUCAAUCAGCAAUCAGCCUUUGUAGGCUCUGUGGAUUAAAUCUUACUUUUCAAAAGCCAGUUCCUAUUAAGAGUUAUGUAUUUUGCACACAUUGUAAAGGAGCUUUAGGUUUGAAGGAACAGACUAAAAAGUCUUUCAAAAGUAGGGAAUAGGUUUGCAUGUAAAUGACACAUGGUUGUAGGUUGACAGCUGAGGGAGCACUAAAUGGAGACAACUAACUUUACUACUAGAACUAUUAAGAUGGAGAUCUUCAUUCUGUAUACAGUUCUAAUUUGGACAACGUUUUCUGCGCAUGCAGAUUUUUUUAAGACGACUCAGUACUCAUGUGGACCUUAGGAACAGGAUUUCAUUGCCUCUCUAUUAAAACAGCUAAGUCUGAGGACUCCUUCUAAUGCACACAUUACCAAUAUGUAUCAGUUUCCUUUUGAGAUUUUGCAUAACACAAGUGAAUCAUUUAACCUAAUUAAACUUUCAAUUGUGCAAUUACCACUCUACACCAAAAUAUCUUAGCUAUCAUUAAGUUUAUAUAGCUAGUGUAUAUCUGAAUGGACUAAAGAUAAAUCCUCCUCUAAUAGGACAUAUGGGUAACAGUCAUGUUGCCAGUUUUGCGAUUAUAAAUAACAAAUGCAUCUUUUAACAAAAAAUGCAAAGAGUAUCCCUUAGGUAAGUUGUUUUAACCCAUCUCUACAAUAAGGUGUUUUGAAAUUUGAUAGAUAAUAUAUUUAGUAAGUGGCUGGUAUUCUAGGGGUACAAAAUAUCCUGCCAGUUAUAAUAAAACAUUAAUGUUGGCAUUUCCCCUAUGUUUUGAUUUGCUAGCCCUCGCAUUGAAAAAUAAAUUAUCUUCGAUUUCAUGUACUGUUUUCAGAGUUGUGUGCUUCAAUUAAUUCUGCUAAUGCACUUUAGAAUACAACUCUGGAUUGUUUUGUAAAGAGUAAUGAAUUUUUACACGUUUAAACACACAAGUACAAUGAAAACUAGUGCCAGGUAUUUAAAGGUAGAAAGCAAUACCAUGGCAGUUUAAAAAUGAACUUUCUAAACUUUUCCACUUUACAUUAAGUGUCACAGUUUUAAUCUAUAAUUUAUCUUGCCAAAGUUACCAGUCUAAUUAUGCCUUGCUCCUUCUCCACUCUUUCUCUUUGAUCCUUUUGUAAGGUAAUGAUGAAUUUAGGAUAUGAUCUAAAUAUCUGUGGUAAACAAGAAUCUGAAGAACAGAGUAUAUAAAAAUAAUUUGAGAUGUUAUUGACUGUAAAUGAGUAUCACAGAAUGCAGAAGAGAUACCUUUUGUACAAAAAGUGGUUUGAUGAUCUUUAAAAACUUUUUUUUAAACAAACUCAAAUUUUUCCCUAGGGAAAAACCUUAUAGUUAAUCAGAGAUAGACAGAAGCCAAGUGAUAUUUGGGUUGGGAAGCUUCAUACAAGUUAACAUUGUAUUGAGACAUAUUGACAUCUGAUUAUUUUGUGUAUUUUUUGUGUAGUGAAAAUGUGAAAAACUGUAAAACAAACAAAAAAAUCUAGUCCCUGAUACAGAGAGAGUACCUGCUAGCAAAGCUAUGAAAACUUCAAACAGGAAACCAUGGCACCCUACAGCUAAUAUGAAAACCAUCUCCUAUGAAGGGCGUCUCGAGCCAUUCUCAGGCAAGUGAACCCUUUCAUGGAUUUGGAAGUGACGGUUAGCAUACUUUUAUUAUAUUCAGUAGAAGGUCUAAAAUUGUAACCAAGAUUAGGCCAUGGUAAAUGUUCCAUAAAGCCUUAGAACAGUUAAUGUGGAUGCUUCUCUUUCCAUAAUGGCUACAGCAGAUUUAGAAUGUAUACAAGGCCCUAGAAAUAAGGCCAUUUGUUCUACCUAUUUAUUUAUAUUUAAUCACACACUGGUUAUAUUAGCAGAAUGGCAUACUUGUAUGCAUCUUCUUACCUCUGCUAUCCUCUUUGGUGUCUUUAUAUAUCCAAUGACUUCCCAAGUUCUACACUUGUAUGAAGAAGCAUCAGUGUUGUUAUUAUACGAAAAAGCUUAUAUAGACCUCAGUUACUUUUGAUAUGACUAUCUCCUUCCAGUACCUUUGUAUUUUAAGGUUACUUACAAGGUAUUGUAUACAGAUAAACGGGGGAAAAAAAUCAACAAAGAGACAGGGAACAUGAAAUUGGGUCAGUUUCACAUUAGAUGCUGCUUCUGUCACUGAAAACUACUGAUUUAUAUAUUUAAUUCCAGUUUUCUUGUUUGUGAACUCCUGUAUCUCCCUAGGGUGUAAUGGAUUAACAUAGAAAAGUUUAAAUUAGCAAAGUGCUGCUAAUAGAGCUGUCCCUAGGGGUGUGCAGGGCCUGGGACAUACCAGCCUGUGCAAGGCUUGGGGCAGGGCAGGGAUGGGGAGCGGCAUCGGUGGAGGAAGAAAAAAAAAAAAUGGGGGAGGAGGUGGGGGCUGAAUGUGCAAGCGCUCACCCCCCCCAUGGAAAAGUUUGUGGGGAAGGAGAAAGGGCACGGAGGAGUGGCAUUGCCCGGCCCCGCACUGGCUGUUGCCACGCUGGCUGGCCUUGGCUGCCUCCCGGCCCUGGCCAGAGCAGUCCCAGCCCUGACCCCGGGUGGCUCCUGACCCCAGGUAUGCACUGCCCGGAGUGGGGCCCAGAGCUGGGGGCUGGAGUGGGGCCUCAGCUGCACCACCAGGCCGGAGGAUUCCUUGGCUCCAUGCCUCCCUGCUGCCACUGCUUUGAAAGCGGUGGGUGCUGCCAUGUGCGUCCCGCCGCUGGGCAGGCAGGGCAGCGAGGCACAUGGUGCUGCACCACACCACUUUUGAAGUGGCACCACUGAGCUCCAAUUGUCCCAUGACCCAGCCCAGCCAGGCGAGUCGUGGGACAAUUGGAGCCCAGUGGCUUGUCCAGGGGUGCGGUGCAGAGGAGCCGAGGGGUGGGUGGAACUCCCCCCAUCCCCCCUUGGCUCCCUGCAGUGCACGCAGUAGCGGGAGCUGCCUACCUGCAUCCCUGGAGGAUCCAUCAGGCUCUGACUGUCCCAUGACCCAGCAGUCAUGGUGAAUGGGGCCUGUGGCAGGGCACUGUGUGCCUGCCACUUUAAGGGCCUGGAGCUGGCAGCCACCAGGUACCUGAUGAGGGCAGCCAUUUUGGAGUCAAGGGCUGCCUAUAUAAACAGGGCAGUUUGGCUGCUGGAGGCCAGGCAACAACACCACCUGGCCGGAGGGCUGCUGAGAUCAUCUGGAGGUAAGGGAGGAGCUGUAGGGGAUAGUAAGGAGGCUCCUGGUCCUGGUCCUGACCUAAAACUGCACCCUGCUGGGAGUGGGUGGCCUGGUGGGGCUCUCAGUGGUGCGGGAGCCUCCAGGAAAUGCCAGGCCAGUUACUACCCCGGUGAAAGGUGCGUCGGGGCGCCUUAACCCCUAGCCCCCACCACCGGGUGGGUAACCCCAGUGUUUGUGAGGGGCCCAGAGGGCGGGCCCUGGGAGAGACUGAGGGGCUAGAGACCUGACCCGAAUGAGAGAGUACCCUCGACUGGCCCAUGCUGGAGGGACCAGGAGGACCAGGAGAGUCAAAAGGGCCAGAGGCCCACUGCGAGGGACGCCCAAGAGCUGGGGGCCUGGGGUCCCGACUGGCGUGGAGGUGGGCCAGGGCUAGUAGCCAGAGGUCCUGGGGAGACCACACCUGACAGGGGAAAAUAGUUUCAGGGGGCUAAGCCCGAAUGAAGGUGGAGAGGCCGUCUGAUUGGAGGGAUCAUGGAGGGGUCCUGUUAGAACGAUUAUGGGGCCCAGCGUGGGGGCCGGUGAUUGUAUGAACAUCAAGAUGCCAUCUGCGAGGCUUGGGCUGCGGUAUUGGGGAGGAAAGGAGCCGCAGAGAGCGCCCCCUGGCAUCGGGGCACUAAAACGGGCAGCCUCCUGCUUAAUUGACAUCUGUUAAUGAAUCAAUUAACAUCAAGGCGUGGUGGGCGAGAAGGCGGGUGGUUGGCCCAAGAACAGGUGGGCGGGCCACAGAGAUCGGCCCUGAGAAGGCCCCCUGUUACAGGGCCUCAGCUGGGUUGUUUCAUGGGACAAUCCCCAUUGUGCAGCAGGAAGGGGGCAGGGGGGUGAAUGAUUCACCCUCCUCCUACCCCACUCCCCCGUGCACUGUGGGGGGUCUCAAUCUGCCCACCCCUCCAGGGUGAUAAAGAAGAUUAAAAGAAACUUACCUGCCUGCAUGCAGCUGGGACAGCUGCAGUGCUGCGUGCAAGUGCAGGGUAGCCAAGUGUGCCUGUUCCUCCCCCCACUGCAGCAGCCCAUGCACAGCUUAAGCGUAUGCAGGCUGCUGCCCUUUCUUUGGGGGAGCUAAGCCCUGUUAGCCCCUCGCUUCCGCCACCAGCUGGAGCUGGCAGUGCUUGGCAGUGGCAGCAUCCCCCAAAGUGCUGGGCCCAGGGCGGUCGCCCCGAUUCGUCCACCCCUAGGGACGGCACUGGCUGCUGAACAAAGUAAUCUGAAAAUUCCUGUUGUUUAAUUAUAGCAAUUCUAGGUGUUGUCAACAUUACAUAAAACGUUUUCCAUAAAAACUUUUUUUUUGAGUUAACUAUGGUCCUUCUGCAUCUCUGCUGCCAUCAUAUUCUUCUAAUAAAAAACAAGAUCUCUUAGGAAUUCAGUAAUACAGAGAAUGUUUAUGAAAUGGAAAAAGAACGAUUCAAUAAAGUGUUAUUUGUCACAUUC
Alligator mississippiensis (American alligator) is the source of this 5976-nucleotide messenger RNA. RefSeq names its product secernin 3 (gene SCRN3). Gene Ontology annotation, biological process: proteolysis. The transcript is spliced from 7 exons. The record is from RefSeq and is a predicted model, not a curated record. NCBI's taxonomy places the organism in Eukaryota, Metazoa, Chordata, Crocodylia, Alligatoridae. Gene Ontology annotation, molecular function: dipeptidase activity; cysteine-type exopeptidase activity. The coding region runs from base 276 to 1289 and encodes 337 amino acids.